GUAGGACAUACAAGAGCCAACACAUUUGUCCCGUACAUGACGUCAGAAUGUAAGAGCGGCUCAAAAUUUCAAAAUGUCCUACCUCACAUUUUUUGUCGCGGCAAUACUAUUACUCGUAAGCCAGUCGCAAGCGAGACGGAGUGAGGCACUUAAGACUUACUGUUAUGGCGAUACAUAGACGUGACAUAGACAUUCUUACAAAAGAGAAAAGACGACAGACAGAUGUGAUUUGUGCCUGUGUUUCCGUGUGUGGGUCAUUCAUACGGUAGUCUACGGACGCGUUCGCGUUUCGAAGAAAUUAUGAAGAAAUUUUGAAUUACAAAUAAUUAUUUUGCAUUUUCUAUCAUUACAUUUUCUGUUAUAAUUAACAUUCAUAUAAAAAAAAUUACUCACCAAUUCAAUUAAUGUAUACCAACUUUAAAUAAUAAUUAUGCUUACUAAAUAUACCAACAUAAAUAUUAAUUGGAUUAUAUUACCCGGUACUUGUACCGAAUCGUAAAUCUAUGUUAUUACCAUAGAUAAUAAUGGCCUGUAAAGCAAUCUCAGGUUGUGUAGUCUAUGAUAGCCCUGCAAAAUUGAGCAAUUUAUUAGAAAUUUGGUAAACUUUUAUUAAUUCUCUAUAGACGAAAUAAAUUAAAUAGAUGAUUAUUAAAUAUGUGCAAGUAAGUGUUUAUAAUUAUUAUGUUUUAUGUGUGUUAUGUGUGACAUUUACGAAGACUGUGAAUAAAAAUAUGCGUUUUUAGAACGAAAAUAAGUUUUAUGGAUAGCAACCCUGAGCUCAAGCUUGGCGCGGGCGCGCGACAGUUUAAUUUUGAAAUUCGAUUUGAAUUUUGAAUUCAUUUCAUAAACGUCCUUCUGAAAGUUUGCGUUAGGACCUGCGAAAGUUUAUCGAAAUAGUUGUGAAAUAAAUUAAAUAGGUGAUUAAUAAAUAUAUUCAGGUAAGUGUUUAUAAUUAUUAUGUUCUAUUAAUGUAUUUUAUUAUAUAUAAUUUGUUGAUUUGGCUUUUAAAUUUGGUUUGGGUCACAUUUGUUAUGGUUUAAUAUAUCUAAUAAUUUUAUUUUUACUUUCUUGCAUGCUCUUUGAUGCAAUUUGCACAAAAGAUAAACCUAAUAAAAUUAUGUGUGUAUUUAAGUAAGUGUGGUUUACUUUUAUCAAAUAUAAAUUAACAUUGACGGUUGGCCACAAAAGCAUUUUUGUUGCAUUUUUUUGUUGAUAAAAUUUGAAUAAAGGAUUAAGCAUUAAUAAAAUUUUGGGUGCUUGUAACAAUUAAUCAAGUACUCAGACCAAUCGCACUAUUAUUAUUAUUAUUAUUAUUAUUAUUUUAGCCUGGUUAUUUAUUUAUUGUAUAUUACUAUUAUUUAUAACUUGUAAGUUAUAAACACAAGUAUCACUAUUAGCUUAUUUUAUUUAAUAAACUGCUCACUGGAGAGCUAAGCCAUCGUUCGAAGCGAGGAUAUGGAGCUUAGACGCACCCCGCCACUUCUAUGAGGUUUGGCGGGCUUGAAAUUUGAAUUUGUAACGAUCACUUUCAAAUAGUAAUGCUAAGGGCCGAGAUCGAUGGCUUAAAGUACUCUCAUCACCAAUUUCCCAAUUCCAAGCUGAGAAGUUUAUUGAUUUUUUUUAAUUUAAAGUAAAAAAAUACUUAAUAAUUAAUUUUCGUUCGACCCAAAACCUCGUGAUUACAGGAAUUAAUAAAAAAUAUAUUAUUUUCACUACUCUUGCUCAAAAACACUGUCAUAUUACCACUCCACAGCGGGGUUAAACAAGUAUUUCAGCCUCUAGGGGCUAAAGUAAUUUUGUUUUUUUUUUAAUUCUUAUCUGUUACGAGUACUAGCCAAGCACUAGCCUACUAUAAAACGGAGGAGGUUUUAUUUGAAAAUAAAAUAAUUAUAGGUAAGGCCCUGAUUGAUUUGAAAAAUAAAUAAAAAACUUUAAAUGGAAUGAAAUGCAGCGUUCUUGUCUGUGGAAUGCGUUCAUUUUUUUUAUUUAAUUUCUAUUGAGUUGCGAAUAGAGCGAGAUUUGAAGAUAUGGGACAUCCUGUACGGUGUAAUACCUUUGCCUUUAUCUCAUGUGAAAGAAAAAUACAAUUAAAAAGCGAGAAUUUUAAAAAUAAUAUUGCCGUGAAUAAAUAAUCCAUACUUGAUUGUUUUAAAGAAAUUCAUUGUGAAUUUGUGACUGUAAUUUACAUGUUUCGCAAAAUUAAUUGUUAUGUCUUUAUCUAGUGAGAAUAGUGACCCUAAUUUGGAGAUGGAUCAAAAAAGAUUUACAAAUGAAACACCUACUUACGAAAAAUUUAAUAAGUGGAGAAAAGAACAAUUUCGUUGCAUUCACUUACGGAUGGUGUUUUUAAAACAAUUGUCUCCCAUGUUUACCGCUUAUUCUCAUUAUUCAACUUCACAGUAGUCGGAAAUUAAUUUACCGGGUACAAGCAUCUCCCCUAACAUCCAAAGUUGUAGCAUUUUGUACCUACAUUUAAUUUUCAAAUAAAAUGAAACAUUGAAUACUGUACCGAGCUAUUUUAUUUUCUCGCAAUCGUAGUGAAAAUAAUUGUAUCAUAGGCGGGGCUAAACCCAUUAUAAACUCGGUUUCUAUUUAGGCGGCCCUCGCCUUCGGCUCGUGCCCUAAAAAUACCUCGUUUAAAAUGGGUUUUUUUAGCCCCUUGUAUAACAAUCUACUAUAUUUAUGAUAUUUAAUACUAUUAUUUUGCUUUUUUGCAUGUGUACGUAGGAUGUUUGGUGGAGACAGAAAAUCAUCAAAAGCAUGGCAGUUUUUUACAGACCUUAAAAACGAUAAAGCUAAAUGUAACUUUUGCCAAAAAGAGUUUUCGUACAAAGGUGGCGGUGCUUACAACUUAAUAAGACACACAAAAAGCAAACAUCCUCAAGUAUUUGUCGCAAUACGCGAAUGUCCGCAUGAUGCAACUGUUCCAAUAGCUUCCUCUGCCACAGAAGUUCGCCACUCCACAACAACUACCAAUUCACCCAGAAUUGAACUUCAGAUACCCGCUGCUUCCACGUCCACCGCUUCUACAUCAUCUGGUUCAACUGCUAUCGUACCUAAAGCUUCUGGUUCCUUACCCAUACUAACUACCACCAGCACAAGCACCGAUCUAUGUAAACCAAAAUGCCUGACCACUAACCCAAAAUUAACUCAAUUUUUCCAUAAGCCGCUGUCAGCAAAAAAAACAGAAUAUUUAAAUAAAUUACUAGUGAAAGUUUUUACAAAAAAUUUCUUGGCGUUCAAUCUUAUUGAAUCUGCAGAACUCAAACAAUUUAUAAAAGAAUUGAACCCAUCUUAUCAACUACCUAGUCGCAAGACAUUGUCUAAUGCUCUAUUAACAAACUUUUAUAACAAAACUAAAGAAAUAGUGAAGUCAGAAAUCAAUAAAUCAGAACACGUGAGCAUAACAACUGAUGGCUGGACAUCCGCUCCCAACGACAACUAUAUUGCUGUAACAGUACAUUUUUUUAACCAACAGGCAGAAUUUAAAUCAUUUUUACUAGAAUGCAUUCAGUUUUCCGACAGACAUACCUCAGAAAAUCUAGCAGAACAACUUAAAACAAUUACAGACGCUUGGGAUAUUACAGAUAAAAUUGUCGCAGCGACUAGUGACAAUGCUUUUAAUAUUAAAGGUGCAAUAAGAUUAAAUAAGUGGAAGCAAAUACCUUGUUUUGCUCACACCCUCAACCUCAUAGUUCAAUCCGCUUUGAAAGAAAUUAAAGACAUCACCAUAAAAGUUAAACAGAUAGUAGAGAUAUUUAAGCGCAGUCCACUGGCAUGUGAAAGAUUAAGAAACAUGCAAAAAAAGCUAGAGGAACCGAUACUAAAACUGAAACAGGAUGUAUCCACUCGUUGGAACUCCACGUGCGACAUGUUCCAGAGAAUUAUUACGAUAAAAAAUAGUGUUAUGUCCACCAUUGCAAUAGACUACCCCGAUACUGAGAAUAUUACCCUGGAAGAUAUAAAGAUUUUGGAAUCUGCCAUUGAAAUACUCACAUAUUUUAAAGACGUAACUGAGGAGAUGAGUGCCGAAAAAACAGUUACGAUAUCUGAGGUUAUACUUAUAUCAAAAGCACUGAAAAAAAAAUGUCAAAAUUUUUUAUCAUCGGCGCAGCCAGAAAUUGUAAAAAAAAUGGCUCAAGUGCUAUUGAACGAAAUGAACUCCAGAUUUCAAGGAAUCGAAGACAAUAACAUUUUUGCUGAGAGCACAGUUUUAGAUCCUAGGUUCAAACAAUAUGGUUUUGACAAUGAAUACGCCUACGGGAGGGCGUGUACAAAUUUAAAAGCCAUGGCCGGGCAAAUAAAAACGUCAAAUUUAUCCCUAGUGGAACAGUCACACACGCCACCACCGCCGAAGUGCAAAAAAAGCAUAUGGGAUGAAUUUGACAAAGAAGUUGGAGAAAUAAUGAAGAAUACCAAUCCGACGGCAGGAGGUAUUAUCGAGGUAGAUAAAUACCUCGAGGAACCCCUACUACCAAGGUCUCAAGACCCAGCCAAGUGGUGGUUCAAAAAAAAAGACGCCUAUCCUAGGCUUUAUAAACUUUUUUUAAAGAGGCUUUGCAUUGUUGCCACUUCUGUUCCUUCCGAACGCACCUUCAGUAAAGCGGGCCAGAUCAUUACUGACAGAAGGAACAAGUUAAGUGGUAACAAAGUAACACAAAUUUUAUUUUUAAAUUCCAAUUUGUAAUUUUGUUUAUUAUUUUUUUAUUAAAGACUUAAAUAUACUUGGCAUAUUUUUUAUUUACUUACGAACACAAUUUCGGUACUAUGUUAACAAGCAUUUAUUAUAAUAUGAUGAUACAUUUAUUCAUAAUAAGUUGUUUUACAAUACAUUAAAGAAAAAAAUCAGUUCAAAUUAUUUUUUCUAUUUUGCUAAAUAAAACUUUAACCUGUAAGAUUUAAGGUUUAUUUUUAAAUGAGACAAGUCAGCGAUAUAGUGACGUAAUUAUUGUACUUAUUAUUAUUGUACUCAGUUAACAUCGGUCGGUACAGUGAUCACGCGCGCGCGGUUUUUGUCUAAUUAAUAUUGUGAUUAUAGUGGGUUUAUUGAAUAUUUCUAUAGGUUGUGAUAUAUUAAAUAAAUCUAGAGAAUGUGUGCUUCAAAAUGGUGCAUAGAAUAGUGUCUGUAUUGACUGUGAAAGUUUUGUCUUCAAAUUUGAUUAUUUUGCGUCGAAAAACGAAUGAUCGUUUGGUAAGUACCUAUAUCUAUCCAACUAGCAUGGGCCCCCGUUAAAAUGUUUAGCAAAUUAAUUAUAUAUAAUACAAGCAAUUAAAUAUAGAUAUCCCCUUAAAAAUACAAUUCGGGCCGCUAUGUUUAUAUACAAUAUUCACAGUCUUUCUGUAGUGUAUUUAGUAUCAGGAUUGCACCCGAAAGAAGCCACUAUUCCAUUAUAUGAAUGUAUGCAACGGUUACAAAUAUGACAUUUCUAGUCGUUACUUCAAACGAGUACAAUAUGACAUUUGUACUCGUCAGUUCGUCACUUCAAAUGUAGUGCCAAACGCCAGUACGCCUCGCCUCAUUCGAAGUGGGACAUUGUACUGCCUCGGUACAAAAAAGAGGCAACACUU
Messenger RNA from Bicyclus anynana (squinting bush brown), 5568 nucleotides. RefSeq names its product E3 SUMO-protein ligase ZBED1-like. The transcript is spliced from 2 exons. The coding region runs from base 2729 to 4687 and encodes 652 amino acids. Gene Ontology annotation, molecular function: DNA binding; protein dimerization activity. The record is from RefSeq and is a predicted model, not a curated record. NCBI's taxonomy places the organism in Eukaryota, Metazoa, Arthropoda, Insecta, Lepidoptera, Nymphalidae.